AUGGAUCGACAGAGUCAAGGAGGAGGAAUGUGGAUGAGAGGUGAUACCAUUGGUCGAGGGAGCUUCAGCACUGUUUCUUUGGCCACCGCUAAGCAGAAAUCCAACAAGCGUCGGAACCAUCUCCCACCAUUAAUGGCUGUGAAAUGGGCUGAAGUCUCUCGCUCCAGUACGCUUCAGAAGGAAAGGGAGAUACUCACCAGGUUCGAAGGAUGCCCUCACAUUCUUCGCUGCUUCGGUGACGAGAUCACUACGGAGAAUGGUGAGUUAACCUAUAAUGUCUUAUUGGAAUAUGCCUCUGGUGGUACUCUAGCUUCUCGGAUUAAGAACUUCAGUGGCAGAUUGCCUGAAGCCGAGGUUAGGCGCUACACCCGCUCGAUUCUUCAGGGACUUAGCCACAUUCAUGAUCAUGGUUAUGUUCAUUGCGAUAUCAAGCCCCAGAAUAUUGUUCUCGUGCUUUCCUCAUCUUCUUCUUCAGAUGACUAUGUUACGAAGAUUGCUGGUUUUGGUUCUGCCAAGAAUACCAUGAAAGAACAGAGGAAGAGGAAGAAAGAGCAGCGUUAUUUGAAUUUGAGAGGAACCCCUCUUUAUAUGUCGCCGGAAUCUGUUUCACGCAAGGAACAGGAAGCCCCCUCUGAUAUAUGGGCUCUUGGUUGUGUUGUGGCUGAGAUGAUUAGUGGGAAACCUGCUUGGAAUUGCAAGCCUGACAUGGAUGUUGAUGAGCUUCUUUAUUUGAUCGGUUCCGGCAGGGAAUUGCCUGAGACACCGAGUGAGAUGUCCAAAGAAGGGAAGGAUUUCUUGAAGAGGUGUUUUGUGAGGACUAGCAAUUUCAGAUGGACCGCUGCCAUGCUUUUGCAUCAUCCAUUCGUAUCAGAGAGUGUUCGAGUUCAAACUGCUCCAAAAUUGUCCAAUGAUACAAAUGUUCAAUUAGCUGGGAGUUACGUCGAAGAAUCUACACUGGGAGGUCAAAAGAGGAGGAGGAUCAAUGGCUCUGAUGAUCGUUCUAUUAGUGAUGAGAAAUUGGUGAAGCCAGUACCGAAGGCUUCAAUAAACUACUAG
This is a messenger RNA of Macadamia integrifolia, 1056 nucleotides long. Its product is annotated as mitogen-activated protein kinase kinase kinase 20-like. NCBI's taxonomy places the organism in Eukaryota, Viridiplantae, Streptophyta, Magnoliopsida, Proteales, Proteaceae. The record is from RefSeq and is a predicted model, not a curated record. The coding region runs from base 1 to 1056 and encodes 351 amino acids. The transcript has a single exon. Gene Ontology annotation, biological process: protein phosphorylation. Gene Ontology annotation, molecular function: ATP binding; protein kinase activity.